Molecule: messenger RNA, 1854 nt
Organism: Glarea lozoyensis ATCC 20868
Lineage: Eukaryota; Fungi; Ascomycota; Leotiomycetes; Helotiales; Helotiaceae
Product: Phosphoglycerate mutase-like protein
Exons: 7
Coding region: 1-1854 (617 amino acids)
Biological process (GO): fructose metabolic process; fructose 2,6-bisphosphate metabolic process
Cellular component (GO): cytosol
Molecular function (GO): ATP binding; fructose-2,6-bisphosphate 2-phosphatase activity; 6-phosphofructo-2-kinase activity
Source: RefSeq, a predicted model, not a curated record
AUGAGGCCUUCUUACUUCUGUGACUCGCUUGAGCGUAAGCUUUGCUCCCGAUUCGAGCAGGAUUUAGCAAUACACGAAAACGAGGCGAUAGACUGGAGAGGAGAUCUCAUUAAUGCCGGAAAUGCACUUCGUCCUGAACUUCAUGACGUUCUUGCUAAGAAUUCGGCUGACCGUAUGGCUCUUGAUGGUAGCACCGCCGAGAUUGCGGCCAAUUCGCCUAGAUACCGUAGACGUUCGUCAACUUUUAUAGAUGGUGUUCACGAUGUUCCAAAUGAAAACAGCUCUCCAAUGGCUCCGGCCCAACUGUACAGUACCAUGUCAGGGCGACUUUUCCAUUCGGGGAGAAUAGCCAUUGUGCUUGUCGGUUUACCCGCUCGUGGAAAAACACAUGUUUCAGUUUCCUUGUGUCGAUACCUCCAAUGGCUCGGUGUUAAGACAAGAGUGUUCCAUCUUGGUGAUUACCGAAGAGCAACUAUGGGCCCCGGCGUAGAUGUUCCAGACGACUACUUUUUCAUCAACGCUUCUGCCGCCUCGGUUAUGAUUCGUCAAAAGAUCCUUAAGAAGUGUAGAGAAGAUAUUUACGCCUGGCUCAACCAUGAGAACGGACAAGUGGCAAUCUACGACGCGGUCAAUCCGUUAGUAAAUGGUCGGCGGUCACUUGCAAAAGAAUUCGCGAAACAUGAUGUCCAAACCCUGUUCCUGGAGUCGUAUGUGACUGACGAGAGGAUAUUGCAAGAGAAUGCAAGAUCCGUUAAAAUAUCCUCACCGGACUUCGUCGGUAUGGAUCCUGAUGAAGCCGCGCAACUUUACCUAAAGAGGAUUGAUAUGAAAAUUCCAUACUUUGAGACUAUGAGUGAACCGGACCUCAACUAUGUCAAAAUGAUAAACGCUGGAGAGAGAAUUCAAUAUAACAAUGUAAGCUUCGGCUACUUGUCACACCGUAUUGUGUUCUACUUGAUGAAUUUACACAUCAAGUCUCGACAUACCUUCUUCGCUAGAGCGGGUACAUCGAGCCAACAAGAUUCGUACAAACUAGACGCACACCUCUCCUCAGAGGGUGCAGACUAUGCAAAGAAAAUGUCAGAUACACUUCUUGCGCAUCGUGAAGCUGAAAGAGAGGCUCUGAUUGCAGAAGGCGGUUCUGAUGCUCCUCUUAAGCCGUUGACUGUCUGGACUUCCACGAGAAAGCGCACAGUGGAAACCGCAGAAUGUCUAGAAGAGCUCGGAUUCAAGGUUCGGCAGAGAUCCCAAAUGAGCCAACUUAAUCCAGGAGUCUGCGAGAAGCUUUCUGAGAGUGCAAUCCGACGCCUCUUCCCUGACGAAGUUAGCUUGCAUGAGAAGGAUCCAUACCACCACAGAUAUCCAAGAGCUGAGUCAUACCAUGAUCUUGCUGUCCGUUUGGAGCCGAUAAUUCUAGAACUCGAGCGUGAACAAAACGAUCUUCUCAUUAUUGCGCAUGAAUCAGUGCUUCGAGUUCUUUAUGGAUAUCUCAUGGCUUGUGACGCCAUGAGUAUUCCGACUCUCAAGUUUCCUCGAAAUGAAAUCAUCGAAAUCAUUCCUGCUUCUUACCAAAACGAAGCAAAGCGUAUAAUAAUACCGGGUGUCGCGGACAAGAUUAUUCCAGGAUCACCAGAGGAUAUUAGAAUCCCAGUACCCCCGAGUGGCUUCGUGAGCCCUCUGUCAGGUAUGGGUACACCUGCGAUGCAUUCCGGCAUUGGAACGCCGGCCGAGCCUGUGAAUUCCUCGCUCUUGAUGAACGCAACUAGCGCAACAGGUCUAGUUGGAACGUAUUCUGAGAAACCAAAGGUUUCAUCGCCGCCACGAAAGCCGGAGAAUCCGCUUUCCAGGGACUAG